AUGGAGGAUACCGGCGAAGGGGGUGCUGAUGAUGUGGCUGCUGCGCUUAGCGAGCUGCCGGCUUUGGCUAUGUAUUGCAUAAAGUUUCUUAGUGAGAAUAAAAGUGAAACUCUUAUAGCCCAGAUAACAAAAUUUAAGGCACAGCUAGAAGAAGAGGGAGAAGCUGCUGGUGAUGCAGCAACAGAAAGUGCAUCUGCUGCAGAUGUAGAUGCAACAAAAGAAGGAGAAGAAGAAGACACAGGCAGCGAGGUAUCAGCAGCAUGGGAGAGUGAGUUAGAGGAAGAAGAAACAGAAGAAGAAACAGAAGAACAAUAA
Messenger RNA from Eimeria mitis, 315 nucleotides. RefSeq lists its product as uncharacterized. The coding region runs from base 1 to 315 and encodes 104 amino acids. Lineage: Eukaryota; Apicomplexa; Conoidasida; Eucoccidiorida; Eimeriidae. The transcript is spliced from 2 exons. The record is from RefSeq and is a predicted model, not a curated record.